Molecule: messenger RNA, 791 nt
Organism: Bufo bufo (common toad)
Lineage: Eukaryota; Metazoa; Chordata; Amphibia; Anura; Bufonidae
Gene: SSU72
Product: SSU72 homolog, RNA polymerase II CTD phosphatase
Exons: 5
Coding region: 127-711 (194 amino acids)
Biological process (GO): termination of RNA polymerase II transcription
Cellular component (GO): nucleus; mRNA cleavage and polyadenylation specificity factor complex
Molecular function (GO): RNA polymerase II CTD heptapeptide repeat phosphatase activity
Source: RefSeq, a predicted model, not a curated record
GGGCGCCAUUUUAGUUCCUGUGGUGUCGGGGAGCAGGCGGAAGUGCCGCCAUCUACUGUCAGCGGCUCCGGUGUAAGCCUUCCCUCCUCCUAGUCCACGGGUGUUACCGGGCUCGGCGCCGUCACAAUGCCGUCCACACCGCUCCGUGUAGCUGUGGUGUGCUCCAGCAACCAAAACCGCAGCAUGGAGGCUCACAAUAUCCUCAGUAAACGGGCCUUCAAUGUCCGAUCAUUUGGAACAGGAACACAUGUCAAACUUCCGGGUCCAGCACCAGACAAGCCAAAUGUAUACGAUUUCAAAACCACAUAUGAACAGAUGUACAAUGAUCUCCUUAAGAAAGACAAAGAACUAUAUACACAGAACGGUAUUCUACACAUGUUGGAUAGAAACAAGAGGAUCAAACCCCGGCCCGAGAGGUUUCAGAACUGCAAGGACCACUUCGACCUGGUGAUUACCUGCGAGGAGAGGGUCUAUGACCAGGUAGUGGAAGACUUGAACUCCAGAGAGCAGGAAACCUGUCAACCCGUACACGUCAUCAAUGUCGACAUUCAGGACAAUCACGAAGAGGCCACACUAGGAGCUUUCUUAAUAUGUGAACUUUGCCAAUGUAUACAACACACAGACGACAUGGAGAAUGAGAUAGAUGAGCUACUACAGGAGUUUGAAGACAAGAGUGGUCGGACCUUUCUCCAUACUAUCUGCUUCUAUUGAUGCAGAUCCACUCAGGCCUUAUUCUGUGAUUGUUAUUAUAUCGCAUUUCCUGGGAUAUUUUUUUUUUUCUUAUUUUUUUU